Molecule: messenger RNA, 1728 nt
Organism: Medicago truncatula (barrel medic)
Lineage: Eukaryota; Viridiplantae; Streptophyta; Magnoliopsida; Fabales; Fabaceae
Product: transcription factor LUX
Exons: 7
Coding region: 305-1441 (378 amino acids)
Molecular function (GO): DNA binding; DNA-binding transcription factor activity
Source: RefSeq, a predicted model, not a curated record
UACUUAUUGAAAUUGAUGACUCUUGACUCUGCUGCUGAAUGAAUUAUAUACCAAAAGUAGUCAUCUCAAAAUCAGGUAUAACAAUUUCAAACUCCUCUCUUUUCCAUCCCUUUCUUUUACAUACCCUUCAACCCAUCAAAGAAGAUUUAGCAGCAUAUCCAAGAUGUCUGAUUGAAGAUAUGGUUGGUUUAUGCAAUUGCACACAAUAUUUUAGAUCGAUGACAUUGUUGUAGACGACAAAAAUAGUUAUAAAUUAAUUUUUAACAUUGGAGGUGAUCACCCGUGCAACUAGCUACCCAGAAACAUGUCAGAAGAAGGACAUGAGAUUCAUAACAAUUAUAUUCAGAGUGAGGACCUGCAGCUGGUUGAGGAAAGUGAUAAUUCAUCUGGUUCUUCUAAAAAAUGGUCUUCCUUUGAUUUGAAUGAAGAAGCUACAAGUGAAGAUAACAACCAUGAAGCAACACUUGAGGAGAAUGAGAAUGAGAAGGAAAAUAUUGAAGGUAAUAGUAGAUCAAGAGAAGGAAAUAAUGAAAGAAGAGGCAAGGUUAGACAUUAUGUUAGAUCCAAGAUGCCUAGGUUAAGGUGGACUCCUGAGCUUCAUCAUUCUUUUUUGCAUGCUGUUGAAAGACUUGGUGGUCUAGAAAGAGCAACACCCAAGUUGGUGCUUCAGUUAAUGAGUGUGAGAGGACUCAAUAUUGGUCAUGUCAAGUCUCACUUGCAGUUUUCAUUUCAGAUGUAUCGAAGCAAGAAACUUGACGAGUUCGGACAAGUACUAUGCCAAACACAAAGGUCAACACAAGAAGUAGGUAGAUCUCAGAAACUCGAUCUAAGUCAACAUUUCAAGAUGGGUAAUGGUGGUAUUAUUCUAUCAAGUAGUUACAACGAGCAGCAUCAUAAUCCUCAGUAUUUCCCAACUCUCCUGAAGCCAUGCCCUUCCUUCUCCUUAUCACGUAAUUAUUCACAUACAAACUCAUCUCAUCAUGAUGAUUCAAGGCACCAACAUUGGCACUUCAAUCAUCAACCUUUUAAAUUUGCACCCGUGACACCAACCCAAUUUCUUGAAGAGAAAAAUUGGUCUCCAUUUGAAAUCAUGAACAAUAUUCAUCAACCGGAAUUCAAAAGGCUACUUUCCAAUGUAACUUCUAAAACUUGGUCAAAACCUAUUGAGAAAGUUGAAUGGAACAACACAAGUAGUAGUAUUACAAAUAAUACAGAAUAUCUAUUGAAGUCCAAAGAACCUUGCACCUCUUCCACAAGUUUAUUGCUACAAUUUGAGGCCCCAUUUCGGAUCAAGUUGAAUCAAGAGAAAGUACAUAAAGAUGAGAAAAGAUUAUUGCCUGAUUUGCAACUAGGUUUGAGUCACAUAUAUGGAAACAAUGAUGGUAAGAUUGAUCAUUGCAGAGAGACCAAGGAAAUUAGCACAAAGUUAUCACUUUCUUAGAAUUCAUGUUGCUACAAGAUAAACAAAUACACGAUUCAUGUUGCUACAAGACCAAAUUGGUGGACUUUAGGAUAUAUAAUAGGACUUUUUUUUUUUUUUUUUGUGUCUAUAUGCUUUUGAUUUUGAUCCAUAAUGAAAUUAAAAGUUUAUUUUUUCUUCGUUUCUCAUAGGUUACCUCACUCAGGAACAUAAUGAUAGGUAGAGAAAUAGAGAAUUCUCUAAUUUCUCUAAGAAACUUGUUACUUGAUUGGCAAAAUGUUUCGUGAUUAUAUAGCUUAAUUUAUUUA